Arabis nemorensis is the source of this 996-nucleotide messenger RNA. Lineage: Eukaryota; Viridiplantae; Streptophyta; Magnoliopsida; Brassicales; Brassicaceae. The record is from the annotation of a GenBank genome assembly.
AUGUGCAUUUCGAGUAGAGAAGACGAAGAUCCCGAUGGUCCAUCAAGAAAUCAUCGAAGGAAUCAAUCGCCAUUAUCGUUUCCACAGACUCUGAAACAUUUCCACAGAGAUUUACUCGCCGGUGCUGUAAUGGGAGGCGUCGUUCACACGAUCGUAGCUCCAAUCGAGAGAGCGAAGCUUCUAUUGCAAACCCAAGAGAGCAACAUCGCUAUCGUCGGAGACGCAAGGAAGAGAAGGUUUAAAGGAAUGUUCGAUUUCAUUUUCCGUACUGUUAGAGAUGAAGGUGUUUGGUCAUUAUGGAGAGGCAAUGGAAGUAGUGUUCUUCGUUAUUAUCCUUCCGUUGCUCUCAAUUUCUCUUUAAAGGAUUUAUAUAGAAGCAUUCUUAGAAACAGUAGCUCUCAAGAGAAUCAUAUCUUCUCUGGUGCUUUAGCUAAUUUCAUGGCUGGUUCUGCAGCUGGAUGUACUGCUUUGAUUGUUGUUUAUCCGCUUGAUAUCGCGCAUACUCGUUUAGCUGCUGAUAUUGGAAAGCCUGAAGUUCGUCAAUUCAGAGGAAUCUAUCAUUUCUUAUCGACCAUUCACAAGAAAGAUGGGAUUAGAGGAAUCUAUAGAGGCUUACCUGCGUCUCUACAUGGUGUGAUUAUCCACCGUGGCUUGUACUUUGGUGGUUUCGAUACGGUUAAGGAGAUUUUCUCUGAGGAUACGAAACCGGAAUUGGCGUUGUGGAAGAGAUGGGUUUUGGCUCAGGCUGUGACUACAUCCGCUGGAUUGGCUUCUUACCCGUUGGAUACAGUUCGUAGACGGAUAAUGAUGCAAUCUGGGAUUGAGCAUCCGAUGUAUCGUAACACAUUGGAUUGCUGGAAGAAGAUAUACAGGAGUGAAGGGUUGGCUUCUUUUUACCGUGGAGCGCUCUCUAAUAUGUUUAGGAGCACGGGUUCGGCUGCAAUCUUGGUGUUUUAUGAUGAAGUGAAGAAGUUCUUGAAUUGGGGAGGGAUCUAA